Lagenorhynchus albirostris (white-beaked dolphin) is the source of this 10340-nucleotide messenger RNA. RefSeq names its product collagen type XII alpha 1 chain (gene COL12A1). Bases 95 to 9457 code for a protein of 3120 amino acids. Gene Ontology annotation, molecular function: protein binding. Lineage: Eukaryota; Metazoa; Chordata; Mammalia; Artiodactyla; Delphinidae. The transcript is spliced from 66 exons. The record is from RefSeq and is a predicted model, not a curated record.
GCUUCUACGACGCCGGGAAGCCGCUAUCGCAGCCGCUACCUCGGUCACCACCGCCUCAGAUCCCUUCAUGCGGCUUUGAGCCCCGAGGCCGAGCAUGCGGACCAGGCUUCCCCCAGCGCUCGCCGCCCUGGGCGCGGCCCUGCUCCUGUCUUCCAUUGAGGCAGAAGUUGACCCACCUUCAGACUUGAAUUUUAAAAUUAUAGAUGAAAAUACUGUUCAUAUGUCAUGGGCAAGACCACCUGAUCCAAUUGUGGGUUUCAAAAUAACAGUGGACUCCACAACGGAUGGGCCCACUAGGGAAUUUACCCUUGCAGCUAGUACCACUGAAACUUUAUUAACAGAGCUCAUACCUGAAAUAGAGUAUGUGGUGACAAUCACUUCAUAUGAUGAAGUAGAAGAAAGUGUACCAGUUAUAGGCCAAUUAACAAUUCAAACAGGUGGCCCGAUAAAGCCAGGGGAGAAGAAACCUGGAAAAACAGAGAUACAAAAAUGCUCUGUCAGUGCCUGGACUGAUUUAGUGUUCCUUGUGGAUGGCUCAUGGAGUGUGGGAAGAAAUAAUUUCAAGUACAUUUUAGACUUCAUUGCUGCUCUUGUGUCUGCUUUUGACGUUGGGGAAGAGAAGACAAGGGUUGGAGUUGUUCAGUACAGCUCUGACACCAGGACGGAAUUUAACUUAAAUCAGUACUACCAACGGGAUGAGCUACUUGCUGCAAUAAAAAAAAUCCCAUACAAAGGUGGCAACACGAUGACAGGGGAAGCCAUUGAUUACUUAAUUAAAAAUACUUUCACGGAAUCUGCUGGAUCAAGAGUUGGCUUUCCCAAAGUGGCAAUUAUUAUUACCGAUGGCAAAUCCCAGGACGAAGUGGAAAUUCCAGCAAGGGAGCUUCGCAGUAUUGGGGUUGAAGUGUUCUCUUUGGGCAUUAAAGCCGCAGAUGCAAAAGAACUCAAACAAAUCGCCUCCACACCUUCCCUAAAUCACGUUUUCAACGUGGCCAACUUCGACGCGAUUGUGGACAUUCAGAACGAGAUCAUCUCCCAGGUGUGCUCAGGUGUGGACGACCAGCUUGGGGAAUUGGUCAGUGGAGAAGAAGUUGUUGAACCUCCUUCAAAUUUGAUUGCCACGGAAGUCUCAUCAAAAUACGUUAAGCUAAGUUGGAAUCCAUCUCCUAGCCCAGUGACUGGCUAUAAAGUUCUCCUUACACCCAUGACCGCAGGAAGCCGACAGCAUGCUCUGAGUGUGGGUCCUCAGACGACCACACUCAAUGUUCGUGACCUCUCAGCAGACACAGCAUACCAGAUCAGCGUUUCUGCCAUGAAGGGACUGACAUCCAGUGAACCAGUUUCAAUAAUGGAGAAGACUCAGCCAAUGAAAAUUCAAGUGGAAUGCUCACGUGGUGUGGAUAUAAAAGCCGAUAUUGUGUUUUUGGUUGAUGGUUCCUAUAGCAUUGGGAUUGCAAACUUUGUUAAAGUUAGAGCCUUUUUGGAAGUUCUCGUCAAAAGUUUUGAGAUUUCACCGAAUAGGGUACAGAUCAGUCUUGUCCAGUACAGCCGGGAUCCUCAUACUGAGUUCACAUUGAAAAAAUUCACCAAAGUUGAAGAUAUAAUCGAAGCAAUAAACACCUUCCCCUACAGAGGAGGAUCUACCAACACUGGGAAAGCAAUGACUUACGUUAGAGAGAAAAUAUUUGUGCCGAGCAAGGGUUCAAGAAGCGACGUCCCAAAGGUCAUGAUUCUUAUCACGGAUGGAAAAUCUUCCGAUGCUUUCAGAGACCCAGCUAUAAAACUAAGGAAUUCAGAUGUUGAAAUCUUUGCAGUUGGUGUGAAGGAUGCUGUUCGCUCAGAAUUAGAAGCCAUUGCCUCUCCUCCUGCCGAGACCCAUGUGUUCACAGUGGAAGAUUUUGAUGCUUUUCAGAGGAUAUCUUUUGAACUCACACAGUCUAUCUGUCUUAGAAUUGAGCAAGAAUUGGCAGCUAUAAAGAAAAAAGCUUAUGUGCCUCCAAAGGACCUUAGUUUUUCUGAGGUGACUUCCUACAGUUUGAAAACCAGUUGGUCUCCUUCUGGAGAAAAUGUUUUUUCAUACCACAUCACCUACAAGGAGGCUACUGGGGAUGGUGAGGUGACAGUGGUGGAGCCAGCCUCGAGCACCAGUGUCGUUCUCAGCAACUUGAAGCCAGAGACCCUGUACCUGGUCAACGUGACCGCGGAAUACGAGGAUGGCUUCAGUACACCCUUAGCUGGAGAGGAGACCACCGCAGAAGUAAAAGGAGCACCUCGAAACCUAAAGGUGACAGAUGAGACUACAGAUAGCUUUAAAAUUACCUGGACUCAGGCUCCGGGGAGAGUCUUGAGGUAUCGAAUUAUCUAUAGACCAGUUGCUGGUGGAGAAAGCAAAGAGGUUACCAGCCCAGCCAAUCAGAGGAGGAGAACGCUGGAGAACCUGACUCCAGACACAAAAUAUGAAGUAUCUGUAAUUCCUGAAUAUUUCUCAGGAUCUGGCUCUCCGUUGACUGGAAAUGCAGCCACUGAAGAAGUUAGAGGGAACCCAAGAGAUUUAAGAGUUUCUGACCCUACGACAUCAACUAUGAAAUUAUCUUGGACUGGGGCACCAGGAAAAGUGAAACGGUAUCUCGUCACAUACACCCCCGUGGCAGGAGGCGAGACUCAAGAGGUCACUGUGAAGGGAGACACAGCCAAUACUGUCCUGAGAGGAUUAAACGAAGGGACACAGUAUGCCUUAUCUGUGACAGCCUUGUAUGCGUCCGGGGCUGGAGAUGCCCUCUUUGGAGAAGGGGCAACGCUUGAAGAGCGUGGUUCACCUCAGCAUUUGAUUACUAAAGAUAUCACCGACACAUCGAUUGGCGCUUACUGGACGUCUGCUCCAGGAAUGGUUCGCGGUUACAGGGUCUCUUGGAAAUCGAUGUAUGAUGAUAUUGAGGCUGGAGAGAAGAGUCUUCCUGGAGAUGCAAUUCAUACUAUCAUAGAAAAUUUGCAGCCAGAGACCAAAUACAGAGUUUCAGUAUUUGCAAUUUACAGUAGCGGAGAAGGAGAACCUUUGAGUGGAGAAGCCACAACUGAAUUAUCCGAUGAUUCGAAAACCUUGAAAGUGGAUGAAGAAACAGAAAACACAAUGAGAGUUACCUGGAAACCAGCACCUGGGAAAGUUGUCAACUACCGUGUUGUGUAUCGCCCCCGUGUGGGCGGGAGACAGAUGGUUGCCAAGGUGUCACCCACUGUCACCUCAACAAUGUUAAAGCGACUUCAGCCCCAGACCACGUAUGACAUCACAGUUCUCCCAGUUUACAAGACAGGAGAAGGAAAGCUUAGGCAAGGUUCAGGAACAACAGCUUCUCGAUUUAAAUCACCCAGAAACCUCAAAACAUCUGACCCAACCAUGUCAAGCUUCCGGGUGACUUGGGAGCCUGCACCUGGGGAGGUCAAGGGUUACAAAGUCACAUUUCACCCCACGGGAGACGACAGAAGACUGGGGGAGUUAGUGGUUGGACCAUAUGACAACACAGUUGUUUUGGAGGAACUUAGGGCAGGUACCACCUAUAAAGUAAAUGUUUUUGGAAUGUUUGAUGGAGGAGAAAGUUCACCACUUGUUGGACAAGAAAUGACAACUCUCUCUGACACAACUGUAAUGCCAGUUUUAUCCUCUGGGAUGGAGUGUCUCACCAGGGCUGAAGCAGACAUCGUGCUGCUGGUGGAUGGGUCGUGGAGCAUCGGCCGGGCGAAUUUUAGAACCGUGAGGAGCUUCAUCUCCCGUAUCGUGGAAGUCUUUGAGAUUGGCCCCAAAAGAGUACAGAUUGCCCUUGCUCAGUAUAGCGGGGACCCCAGAACAGAGUGGCAGUUAAAUGCUCACAAAGACAAGAAGAGCUUGUUGCAGGCUGUGGCAAACCUACCUUACAAAGGAGGCAAUACCCUCACAGGCAUGGCUUUGAAUUUCAUUCGCCAGCAGAGCUUCAAGACCCAAGCUGGCAUGAGGCCUCGAGCUCGAAAAAUCGGCGUUCUCAUCACUGACGGAAAAUCACAAGAUGAUGUUGAGGCACCUUCAAAAAAACUCAAGGAUGAGGGCGUGGAACUGUUUGCUGUUGGUAUUAAGAAUGCUGAUGAAGUUGAGUUAAAGAUGAUUGCGACAGAUCCCGAUGAUACCCACGCAUACAAUGUGGCGGAUUUCGAGUCCCUCUCCAGGAUCGUGGAUGACCUCAUCGUCAACUUGUGUAACAGCGUCAAAGGUCCAGGUGACUUGGAAGCACCUUCCAACCUAGUUAUUUCUGAGCAGACCCAUCGUUCUAUGAGAGUGAGCUGGACACCUCCUUCUGACAGUGUGGAUAGGUAUAAGGUGGAAUACUACCCAGUUUCUGGAGGGAAACGGCAAGAAUUUUAUGUGAGCCGAUUGGAAAGUAGCGCAGUACUGAAAGAUCUGAAGCCUGAAACUGAGUAUGUUGUUAACGUGUAUUCUGUGGUAGAAGAUGAAUACAGUGAACCUCUGAAGGGCACAGAAAAAACCUUGCCGGUGCCCGUGGUCAGCCUGACCAUUUACGACAUUGGCUCGACCACCAUGCACGUGAAGUGGCAGCCAGUCGGGGGCGCCACUGGCUACGCCUUGUCCUACGAACCCAUCAACGCCACAGAGCCGACCAAACCCAAAGAGAUGCGCAUGGAACCGACAGUGACCGAUGUGCAGCUGAGUGACCUCUUCCCCAAUACUGAGUACGCGGUCACGGUCCAGGCCGCCCUUCACGACCUCACCAGCGACCCCUUCACUGCGAGGGAGGUCACCUUGCCUUUGCCCAGUCCUCGAGAUCUGAAACUCAGAGAUGUGACUCACAGCACCAUGAACGUCUUAUGGGAACCUGCACCUGGAAAAGUGCGUAAAUACAUUGUUCGCUACAAAACACCGGAAGAGGAUGCCAAAGAGGUAGAGGUGGACAGGUCAUGGGCCAGCACACCUCUUAAAGACCUCUUCUCACAAACCCGGUACACAGUCAGCGUGUCUGCGGUGUAUGAUGAAGGGGAGUCUCCCCCAGCGACUGCUCAGGAAACCACCCGCACUGUACCAGCCCCAGCAAACCUACAGAUUACUGAAGUAACACCAGAGAGCUUCAGAGGGACUUGGGAUCACGGAGCUUCGGAUGUGUCUCUCUACAGAAUCACCUGGGCACCUUCCGGAAGCACAGAUAAGAUGGAGACCAUCCUAAAUGGAGAUGAGAAUACUUUGGUGUUUGAAAACCUGAACCCGAACACUCUCUAUGAAGUUUCUAUUACUGCCAUUUAUCCCGAUGAGUCAGAAAGCGAUGACCUGACUGGCAGCGAGCGCACAAUGCGUUUGAUACCCUUAACAACACAAGCUCCAAAAAGUGGCCCACGGAACCUUCAGGUGUACAAUGCAACUUCUAACAGCUUGACUGUUAAGUGGGAUCCUGCUAGCGGUCGUGUGCAGAAAUACAGAAUCACCUAUCAGCCUUCCGCAGGGGAAGGCAAUGAACAAACGACCAUGGUAGGAGGACGGCAAAACAGUGUGCUCCUACAGAAGCUGAAGCCCGACACUCCUUACACAAUCACUGUGUCCUCCCUGUAUCCAGAUGGUGAAGGCGGUCGCAUGACAGGAAGGGGCAAGACCAAACCUUUGAAUACCGUGAGGAACCUGAGAGUGUACGACCCUUCCACCAGCACUUUGAACGUUCGCUGGGACCACGCAGAGGGCAGUCCUCGCCAGUACAAGCUCUUCUACGCACCCACAGCAGGCGGUCCGGAGGAACUGGUUCCAAUCCCUGGGAAUACCAAUUAUGCCAUUCUUAGGAAUCUGCAGCCAGAUACCGCAUACACUGUUACAGUAGUUCCCGUGUAUUCUGAAGGUGAUGGAGGACGCACAUCAGAUACUGGAAGGACAUUGGUGAGAGGGCUGGCAAGAAACGUCCAAGUGUACAAUCCAACGCCAAACAGCCUGGACGUUCGCUGGGGCUCGGCGCCGGGGCCGGUGCAGCAGUACCGCGUCGUGUAUUCGCCCCUGGCUGGCCAGAGACCCUCGGAAUCUAUCGUGGUGCCAGGAAACACCCGCACGGUGCACUUGGAGCGGCUGAUUCCGGACACACCCUAUUCCGUGAACAUCGUUGCCCUCUACUCCGAUGCAGAGGGGACUCCCAGCCCCGCCCAGGGCCGCACGUUGCCACGAAGUGGACCAAGAAAUCUGAGAGUCUUUGGGGAGACAACCAACAGCCUCUCGGUAGCCUGGGACCACGCUGAUGGGCCGGUUCAGCAAUACAGGAUCAUUUAUUCUCCCACCGUUGGUGACCCAAUUGAUGAAUAUACCACUGUCCCAGGCAGAAGAAACAAUGUAAUGCUACAGCCCCUGCAAUCUGAUACCCCAUAUAAAAUUACUGUUAUUGCUGUUUAUGAAGAUGGAGAUGGUACCCAUUUGACAGGAAAUGGAAGAACUGUGGGAUUACUUCCUCCUCAGAACAUACACAUCUCAGAUGAAUGGUAUACGAGAUUCAGAGUGUCCUGGGAUCCUUCACCGUCUCCCGUUCUUGGAUAUAAAAUUGUGUAUAAGCCAGUGGGUUCCAAUGAGCCCAUGGAGGUCUUUGUUGGAGAAAUGACAUCGUACACGUUGCACAAUCUCAGCCCCAGCACCACCUAUGACGUGAACGUUUACGCGCAGUAUGAUUCUGGUCUCAGUGUCCCUCUGACGGACCAAGGCACUACCUUAUAUUUGAAUGUGACAGAUCUGAAAACUCACCAGGUCGGGUGGGAUACAUUCUGUGUUAGAUGGUCAGCUCACCGGGCAGCCACUUCCUACAGGCUAAAACUAAGCCCUGCAGAUGGAACAAGAGGACAGGAAAUUACAGUGCGUGGAUCAGAAACCAGUCACUGUUUCACCGGCCUGUCACCAGACACUGAUUAUGGCGUCACUGUCUUUGUGCAGACACCAAAUCUUGAGGGACCAGGUGUCUCUGUCAAAGAACAUACUACUGUAAAACCAACAGAAGCUCCUACAGAGCCGCCUACACCUCCUCCCCCUCCCACGAUUCCACCAGCCCGGGAAGUGUGCAAAGGGGCCAAGGCAGAUAUUGUAUUCUUGACUGAUGCCUCCUGGAGUAUCGGGGAUGAUAAUUUUAACAAAGUUGUAAAAUUCAUCUUCAAUACUGUGGGAGCCUUUGAUGAAAUCAGUCCUGCUGGAAUUCAGGUCUCAUUUGUGCAGUACAGCGACGAGGUCAAGUCUGAGUUUAAGCUGAACACGUACAACGACAAGGCCCUGGCCCUCGGGGCCCUCCAGAAUAUCCGGUACAGAGGAGGAAACACAAGAACAGGCAAAGCUCUCACAUUUAUCAAGGAGAAGGUCUUGACCUGGGAGAGUGGUAUGAGGAAGAGUGUCCCCAAGGUGCUGGUCGUGGUCACAGACGGUCGGUCACAGGACGAGGUCAAGAAGGCAGCUUUGGUCAUCCAACAGUCAGGGUUCAGUGUCUUUGUAGUUGGCGUGGCUGACGUCGACUACAACGAACUUGCCAACAUAGCCAGCAAACCUAGCGAGCGGCACGUGUUCAUUGUGGACGACUUUGAAUCUUUUGAGAAGAUAGAGGACAACCUCAUCACAUUCGUCUGUGAAACUGCCACUUCAAGUUGUCCUCUCAUUUAUUUGGAUGGCUACACCUCACCAGGUUUUAAGAUGCUUGAAGCAUACAACCUGACAGAAAAGAAUUUUGCUUUUGUGCAAGGAGUCUCUUUGGAGUCAGGGUCUUUUCCCAGCCACUCGUCUUACAGGCUUCAGAAGAACGCCUUUGUGAAUCAGCCUACAGCAGAUCUACAUCCCAAUGGCCUCCCCACUUCGUAUACGAUUAUAUUACUAUUCAGACUUCUCCCAGAAACUCCCAAUGACCCUUUCGCAAUUUGGCAGAUCACAGACAGAGACUACAAACCACAAGUUGGGGUGAUAGCAGAUCCUUCUAGCAAGACAUUAUCAUUCUUUAACAAGGAUACAAGGGGUGAGGUACAAACUAUUACAUUUGACACAGAGGAAGUGAAGACAUUAUUCUAUGGAAGUUUUCAUAAGGUUCAUAUCGUAGUGACCUCCAAAAGUGUUAAGAUUUACAUUGACUGCUAUGAAAUUAUAGAGAAGGACAUCAGGGAAGCUGGAAAUAUCACAACUGAUGGUUAUGAAAUUCUUGGAAAACUACUUAAAGGGGAGAGGAAAUCAGCCACGUUCCAAAUCCAGAAUUUUGAUAUUGUCUGCAGUCCAGUGUGGACCAGUAGAGACAGAUGCUGUGAUAUUCCUUCCAGGAGAGAUGAAGCAAAAUGCCCCAGUCUUCCAAAUGCUUGCACGUGUACGCAGGACAGCAUUGGACCUCCAGGACCACCAGGCCCUGCGGGAGGACCUGGUGCUAAAGGUCCCAGAGGUGAAAGAGGUAUCAGUGGGGCAAUUGGCCCCCCUGGUCCUCGUGGAGAUUCAGGUCCUCCUGGUCCCCAGGGUCCGCCAGGCCCCCAGGGACCCAACGGCCUCUCUAUUCCAGGAGAACAAGGUCGCCAGGGCAUGAAGGGCGAUGCUGGAGAGCCGGGACUUCCAGGCCGGACGGGAACCCCAGGAUUACCUGGCCCACCAGGACCAAUGGGCCCUCCAGGAGACAGAGGCUUUACUGGAAAAGAUGGAGCAAUGGGACCUAGGGGCCCCCCUGGGCCACCGGGAAGCCCAGGCUCUCCAGGAGUCACAGGACCGAGUGGGAAACCAGGAAAACCCGGAGACCACGGCAGACCAGGUCCAUCGGGAUUGAAAGGAGAGAAAGGUGAUAGAGGAGACAUUGCUUCCCAGAACAUGAUGCGAGCAGUUGCAAGACAAGUCUGUGAACAACUGAUAAGUGGUCAGAUGAGCAGAUUCAAUCAGAUGCUGAAUCAGAUUCCAAACGACUACCACUCUAAUCGCAACCAACCAGGCCCGCCGGGUCCUCCAGGGCCCCCUGGCAGCGCAGGAGCCAGAGGAGAACCAGGGCCUGGGGGGCGGCCAGGCUUCCCGGGCACACCAGGGAUGCAGGGACCCCCGGGCGAACGAGGUUUGCCGGGAGAGAAAGGCGAAAGGGGUAUUGGAUCUCCAGGACCUCGAGGGCUGCCUGGCCCCUCAGGUCCACAAGGAGAAUCCAGAACGGGUCCACCAGGGUCCACAGGUUCAAGAGGUCCUCCAGGUCCCCCUGGUCGUCCUGGAAACUCAGGUGUCCGAGGCCCGCCAGGUCCUCCUGGAUACUGUGACUCUUCCCAGUGUGCUAGCAUCCCAUACAAUGGACAAGGCUACCCAGAGCCCUACGUGCCCGAGGGCGGGGCCUACCUGCCUGAGCGCGAGCCCUUCAUCGUGCCGGUGGAGCCCGAGCGGACGGCGGACGAGUACGAGGACUAUGGCGCCGACGAGCCCGCCGAGGAGCGUCCUCCCCAUGAGCGCUGGCGGCGCGCCCUGCUCCGCGGCCCCCGGCAGUGAAGCUGACACCUGGCGCGCGCGCGCGCGCAGCACGGCCAGGCUGGGGGGAGGUGUUGGGAUUCUCAUUUACAGGUCAGACGGAGCAGUGUACGUGUUAUCUGUCACGUUUCUUCCGGCGUUGCUUCAUCCGAGAGUACCCUUUCUGGCUGUAGAGAACCUUGUUCCUGCAGGAAGCCUAGCUCGCUGCACGCAGUCUGUAGAAGUCUUUGCCUUUGCCCUUGAAGUGCUUGCGAAAUACUUUGUUCACAAAAGCUGCAGGGAGAGAACGCGCCUUGUGCCUUUAGGUAGCACAGCGGGAAGCCUCAAUGAAACUCUUAGGUUAAGCAGUUAAGUCCUGGAACCCAGAACGACUGUGUAUUUCGAGAGGGCAGUUUAUCUUUUCCAAGGCUUAUUUGCAGUUCAGUUACAUCCCGAUCCAAGCAGUUCCCCUCCUAAAACCAAAAAAGAGGGAAAAGUCAACUCUGUUGCGACUAUUUAUCUUCCUCUUCUAUCUUCUGUUAUACAUUAGGGCAUAGUAUGCUCUUAUACAUCUCCUUUAACAACCACAAACCUUAAGCCAUGUAGCUGAAAUUAUUGUAUCAACUGGAUACAGUUCCAUAUUGCCUUAAACCUCCUUGUUUUAGACACGCUAACAUUUAUACCAAAUUGCAGAUUAUUCUGCAGAGAUGGAAUUGCAUGUUUGUGUUGUACAUUUAGUAUGAACUUUUUUUUCCCAGAACAUAAUGUUUCUUAGUUAUCAAAAGCAGUUGGAAAAUGUUUGCAAGACUAUGAACAUAGAAUUGCUGCUUUUAUAUUUUAACUGCAGAUUGUGAAUUUCACUGCCUUAUAUUAUUUAUUUCUGAAACAAAAGAGGCAUUUUUCAAUAAAACUACUGAAAAUUUGA